This is a messenger RNA of Coregonus sp. 'balchen', 2177 nucleotides long. The record is from the annotation of a GenBank genome assembly. Lineage: Eukaryota; Metazoa; Chordata; Actinopteri; Salmoniformes; Salmonidae.
GCCAGCUCGAGCGAAACGACAGGGUGUAGGUGUUCGGUUCAGAGACGGUGCGUAAGACGUAGACGGUAUAAAGUUUAAACAGCAUUAUGCUUACAGUAGUUUAUUGUCAUUAUUUAAUGUCAACAUCGCGCUAGCGACAAUCGAUGGAAAGUAUCGUAACUGCUGCCAAUUUCUACAUCAAUUUCUUUGGACACCGAGGAUGUUAUCGCUGGCUAGCUAACGCCUAUCGUUAUUAUUAAACAGCCACAUACGAAUCAAACAACGCCUGUUCAGUCUAUUCAAUUUCAGCGGCACAAUGAGUCUGAACGAACAUUCAUUGCAAGCACUGUCUUGGAGGAAGCUUUACUUGAGUCGAGCAAAACUGAAGGCUUCCAGUCGAACGUCUGCUCUACUGUCUGGGUUCGCUAUGGUAAGGAAUAAACUCGCCCAAAGAUGCAUUGCAGCAGAGGCAAGUCUUUGCUUUCCAUAGCAGGAUGACGGCUAGGCAUCAUCCAAAAGCAGAAUCCUUGUAUAUUCAUCUCAUGUUGUAUAGAUUCUUUGCACCCCCAAGUUUUGCAUUGCAGUUUUGCGUCGCAGUUUUGCAUCAUUUGGAAAGAUCAUGUAUGGAUGGAAUUUUGACAGCACGUUUUUUCCCCCUUUAUAUAUCUCUAGUUCCAGUCUGUCUUGUAUGCUAAUUUUCUCUUUGAUACAUUUCAUAAUGAUAUUACCCCUUUCUCCUCUCUAGGUAGCAAUGGUGGAGGUUCAGUUGGACACAACCUAUCCUUACCCACCUGGUCUCCUCAUUGCCUUCAGUGCCUGCACAACUGUGUUGGUGGCCGUUCACCUUUUUGCCCUGAUGGUUAGUACCUGCAUCCUGCCUAACAUCGAGGCAGUCAGCAACGUUCACAACCUCAACUCGGUGAAGGAGUCUCCACAUGAGAGAAUGCACCACCACAUAGAGCUGGCCUGGGCCUUCUCUACAGUCAUUGGCACCCUGCUCUUCCUGGCUGAGGUUGUACUCCUCUGCUGGGUCAAAUUUCUACCCAUUAGGCCUAAGAACCACAACCCCAACAAUGGGACCAUAUCUGCAGGUGUGGCUGCUGCCAUCACAUCCACCUCCAUCAUGGUGCCUUUUGGCCUGAUAUUUAUAGUCUUUGCUGUACAUUUCUACCGUUCCCUUGUCAGCCACAAGACAGACCGGCAGUUCCAGGAGCUGGAGGAGCUAUCCAACCUGACCAGGCUGCAGAAUGAGCUGGAUGGCAGAGGGGAGUCCCUCAUGCAAUCCCCCAGCUCUCAAUUCCCCUGAAGACUGACCACUGACAAGAUAGAUAUCUCUACCAUGCCAAUACCUUUGUCAUUAGUUUGACAUUUUCUAUUAAAACACUGUACAUAAUCUGCUCAUAAUUUGUAUGAAAGUGUUGUGCUACUCACUGUUUCAAAUGGUCACAUUUCAACAUGAUUUUUAAAAGAAGGAAUCAAGUCCGUGUUACUUACAUAUAACUGUAAAACUAUGCCACUUAACGCAUGUACACAUGUAACAGAAAAAAACAACACCGUCUUAACUGGCACUUGGAGUAUUGUAUUGCAGACAGUUUUUUUAAAUUCCAUUUACCUUGCAGGUAAUAGUGCAUGAGGCUAAAGAGGGCUCAUUAACAUAAUAUCUGUAUUGGGGCAAGGGGUCUUGCCUUAUUGUUAUGAGCACCACUGAAUGUCUUAUGGAGCUUUCAAGACAGCUCGGAAACUCUGAACCUCCGAGUUAAAAUUUUCGAAGUGGGUAACCCGGGCCUCAUUUUUCUACAAGUUUCCAAGCCGGAAAAGUCUGAGUUCCGAGUUGUCUUGAACGCAGCAUUACUUCUGUAAGAGGUGAAUAUGUUCCGUAUUCAACCUAAUGUUCAGAUUUUUUCUUUUUACAGUUAAUAUUUGUGAUAUUAAAUGUAAUCCGCCUGCUUAAGUUAUUUUUAGUCCAAAUGUUACUGCAUAAUGUUACUGUUACUUACAUAGUAGUAAACUGUGGUAUUGAAAUAAACAUUUUGUACAAUGAUUAUUGUCUGAACAAUGUUUUUGUGACAUAGAAAAGCUUAAACAUGCUGAAGUUAUUUUCACUGCUGCUUAAACAGUGAAUAUAGAGAUGAACUGCACAUUCUUUCUCAACACAAUUCAAUUACAUUUACAUUGUUUAGCAGACGCUCUUAUCCAGA